AUGGAUGGACAGGCAGGCUCCCGAACACCACUAAAGCAGACCAGUGGAAGGUGUUUAGCCCACAGCAACCUUGUGCCUCGGAAACACCGCACACGUGCUUCACCCAGCUUCACAAAACCGCUUGUGCGGAACUCGCAAAACCCUCUCAGCCUGCUCCUGGCUGCACCACCAAAGCCCCCUUGGGGCACGGCGUGCGGCGAGACACCACUGCGAACCGGCAGCAAGGCGCGCAGACACCGCGCGGAAGGCGCCAGGCCGCUCAAACGCAGCUUGCAAAGCACCCGUCGGCAUCUCCCCCAUGCUCCCAGCUGCGACAGCGCCGGCGCCCGCCCGCCGUGCGCGCAGCCGAGGCCCCGCAGAGCGCGGACAGCGCCGAACCCCGGCCGCGAGGCCACACCCUCCGCCGCAGCCGGUAACGGCGCGGUUAGCCUCGGGGGCGUGGCCACGGGGGUAUUUCCCGCCCCGGCGCGGGCCCAGGAAGGCGUCACUGGCGUUUCCUGCGCGGGCCGUUCGAAAGCAAUGGCGGGCAGGCCCUACUCGCCGCCGGCCUUUGUGGCGGAGCUGGACUCCUCCUUGUCGCUGCUGGAGACGGGCGGCGAGUGGGUGCCCCCCCUUCAUCAUCAUCACCAUCACCCGCCGCCGGCGGAACAGCAGCGGCGAGGUGGGGGCGCGGAGAACGUGGAUGUGCAGCCCAUGGUGUUCCUGUGCUCCGGGUGCAAGCGGCCCGUGGGGGACACGCUGAGCUGGGUGACCAAGGACGAGGAGUCGGGCUGCAUCCUGCUGCGCAGUGCGGCCGACAGCGUCUCGGUGGACGAGGAGCGGCAGCUCUCCAAGCGGCCCGGAGAGUGCGGAUGCAUGAUAGAAACAUUAUUCUGCUCUGGCUGCUCAAUGACACUUGGCAGCAUUUACAGAUGCACCCCAAAGCAUCUCGACUACAAGAGGGAUUUGUUCUGUUUCAGUGUUGACUCACUCGAGAGUUACAUUCUAGGAUCGUCGGAAAAGCAAGCUCUUGUCGAUAAGGAACCUUUAACUCUUGAAAGUCGAACUGUCUUGGAAGAAGUGCUACAGAGGGCAGACGGUGUAUUAAAGGCUCUGGAGGCAAAAAUGGCUGCUGUUGAAUCGAGUAUAGCUUCUCUUCACAACAAAGUCUGAAAGAAAUUACAUGCAGGAGGUUUAACUGCAGGAGAAUGAUGUAUGUGGAACUUGUCCCUGUAAUCCUCUGGCACCUGUGGGAACACUGUGAAAGCUGUUCAGAGAACUGAAAGACAUUGGCUUGUGCUGUGGUAGAACAGUGCUGUCUAUGAGUCUUCACCAUAGAAAAGAAACCCCUCUACUUUCUGUUAAAAGGAUACACCAGAAAGAAACAAAAUUUUUUGAAUCAAGUUUCUGUAGGCUUUUGGUUUAUAUGUAAAUAUGUAUUUAAAUUUUUAUCUUGGAAAGUAAAGCAUUUAUCUCUCGACUUCUCUGCUAUUCAGUAUCUACUGAACUGGGUAUGCAUUUCCUUCCUAAACCAAUAAAAUAAAAAAUCCCUGUGAUGUCUGAAGGAACAA
Strigops habroptila (Kakapo) is the source of this 1550-nucleotide messenger RNA. RefSeq names its product MIS18 kinetochore protein A (gene MIS18A). The record is from RefSeq and is a predicted model, not a curated record. Gene Ontology annotation, cellular component: chromosome, centromeric region; chromatin; nucleus. The coding region runs from base 1 to 1152 and encodes 383 amino acids. Gene Ontology annotation, biological process: CENP-A containing chromatin assembly; chromosome segregation. NCBI's taxonomy places the organism in Eukaryota, Metazoa, Chordata, Aves, Psittaciformes, Psittacidae. The transcript is spliced from 6 exons.